AUGAUAGGAGCUGAUAUAGGUACUGGCUGGGUCGAUCAGGCAGGAAAUGUUCAUUUUCAAGACAGACAUGCAUUCAAUUUUUCACGACCUGUCAUCGACAAUACAACGCAAGAUUGGUUUCAUCUGCAAGGUCGUGAACAAAAUGGAUGGACAUGUAUUCAGUUUAAACGUUUGCUUGACACAUGUGAUUCAAUGGAUGUUCGAAUCAGGUCUGGAACCAACAUUGUCAUUUUUGCCUAUGGUCUUGUCGAUCCCGAUUUGUCUCGACAGGAUGGUGACAUAUCAUAUCAUGAUGAUCGACGAGGUACUCGAAUGAUUCCACUUCAAUCUUAUGGAAAUCCACCAUCGGAGGACAAAUUUGCUGGACUGGAUUCGUUCGAGUUUCGCUUGAACAAUUAUCGAGUUCCAUCGACUGAAACAACCUAUCAUUGCAAACACAAGGCAUUGAUCGAUCCAGCUAAUCGUGAUAUUGUACAUCAUCAGCUUGUUUACGAAUGUGAUCCUGCUGCUAUAUUCGACGAUGCCAAUCUGCCUGAGGGUCUGUGCGAUGAAAUCAAUCCUCAAAUUGAACUGUGCACAACAAACAUUGCCAGCAUAUGGGCUGUCGGUGGCGACUAUGUAUGUUUCUUUAAUGCCAAGAAAAAUAAUGCGCAUAUAGAGUUUGAAUAG
Messenger RNA from Rotaria sp. Silwood1, 669 nucleotides. Lineage: Eukaryota; Metazoa; Rotifera; Eurotatoria; Philodinida; Philodinidae. The record is from the annotation of a GenBank genome assembly.